AUGCAGAAAGAACUUGGCGAGACAAACCUGCUGGAAAGUGUUACAGCAAAUUAUUCAACUGACUUGCUUAUGACAACAAAUGAGGAAGACAGUUUAGCUGAAUUUGAUGAGAAUCCAGGAGAAAUAUGUGAGAAAACUUCAGGUUUGAUUGAUUUAGCUGAAGGUGAUUCCAGUUCACCAGAAAUUUUGAAGUCUGCCGAUUCAAGAAUUCCACCAACGCCUAUGAACAGUCUUGUAGAAACUUCACCAUUAGAUAAUGGGCGGCCUUUAUUUUUUCCACAAGAUGUCAUUAAAAAAAUUAACGAAAUAGAUGGCCCGAAUUAUUCUCCGUCUCAUGUUAGGUAUGGGAGCUGGUGGGAUGGCUUUGACCUGGAUUCCAGAAAUGGUGAUACGUGGAGUUCAAGUGAGCAGGAAUCUGUAUUUCAGAGCCCAGUCUUAUGGAAAGAUUGUAAAGAAAGUCCCUCACUACGAGAACAUAUUGAUAGAAGAGCCUCAGAUUCUGUAUUCCUCCAAAAACAGCCAAAGCAAAUGAGAGCAGGACUGUGGGAUAAUCAUUUUAAGCAAGAUAAUUGGAACGAUGAUGUGCAACAGAAAAAUGGUGAACAUUCAUGUUUACAAACGGCAUCUUUAGAAGAGACAAAGCAAGAACCAGAGAGCUUUACCUACCCAUGGAAGGUCAGUCAGCCAACACCUGUGAUGUCAAAUGCAUGGUGUAGUGAUGAAGGGAAAAGUAGUCAGCUAGCUGGAGACUCUUUUGAAGUCUGGACUAAGUUUGAUUCAGGAGGUAUUGCUACAGCCCCAGAAAAUGUAUGGAACAUACCCAAAAUGGAUAGAGAAAAAAAAUCAGUGGAUAUUCCUGAGGAAUGGGCCCUAUCAAAAACUAGUUUAUCAGAUUCUUCAGAAAUCACAGGGGACAAUGAGACCGAAAAUCCGCCUGUCCAGAUAUCUCCAGAAGCCUGGGAUAAAGAAAGAUAUUAUUCAGUAGAAGAAUAUGGAAAACUUGAAAAUACAAAUGCUGUUUUCAACAAUCUGCAAAAUAGUUCCAAGCUGCAAACAGAGGAAGAAGCUGUAUUUGGUAACCCUAAACAUAGACCAAAACAAUUUGAAAAUAUAGACACCUGGAAUAUGUAUGAUAAAAACAUCAGGAAAGAAGUAACAGAAGUGGUAGUGCCAUGGCAGGAUAACUUCUUGUAUAAACACUUAGAUCUUAGUUCAUCAAACACAGGUGAAGAUUUAGUUGUUUCUCCGCCAGAUACCAAUUACUCAACAUCUGAUUCAUAUGUAUCACCUACAUAUGUGAAAGAUGAAAGACAAAAUGAGGACAAAGAUUUUAACGAAGAAACACUUAUUGAUAAAUUGGUAAGCCCAAAUUUGGCUGAGCCAGAAGUACUUGAGAAAGGAAAUAAGGAACCAUUAUCUCCCAGAAACAUGUCUUUUUCAAAGGCUGAAAACACAGACAUCUUGGACACUCCCCUAAAUAAUGUCACACAGUUACAAGAACGAAAUUCUGAAAUUGCUGCUCUUUCUGCCUUUGCUAAAUCUUUUCUUAAUUCAGAACAAACAGCUGAUCAGUGUUUUUCAGCUGACAUACAUACCGAUGAAAAUAAUUUUUCUGUAUCAGCAAGCAGAAGAAUAACACCGGUGUACAAUCAGACAGUGAACGACUUAUCACCACCACAGAACGAAUUAAAUACUGAACAGAAUGCAGCUGAAAAUGUAGAAACAGUGACCAGUGUUCCUGUAGAAGACACAGACACAUCCACACCAACUUCAGAUACUGGGAAUGGGUUGGAUCUGAAAAUAUGUGACAUAGGAAGUGAGAUACUUAGUAAGAAGGCAGAAAAAAAUUCUGCUGAUGUUGAUGAAAAGCUGGAUAGUCAGGAUUCAGUGCAGCAGCUGGAUUCAUGGAGUUUACAGAGAGAGCAGGGAUGUGAGGAAGACUGGGACAAUGCCAUUUUCGUCUCUCAGACAGGAAAGGAAGAAUGUAAGAGUACAGAUGAGACAAAUGAACACCAAAUGAUUAGUGACAUUUGUCAUAAACCACUGCAGGAGGACAGUGAAUCUUCUUGUAAUGUAGACUUGGGAGGAAACAGGUCAACAACUGAAGUUCCCAGCUCCCCAGAAAAAGUGAGGAAUAGUGUUAGUUUGGAAGCCUUAAUCACAGAGAAUGAGUUAUUUGCCAAUCAGUGCAAUCCAGAUAGUCAGGAAGAAAGGAAAGACUUUUUGCAGAAUAAUGUAGAAUCUUCCUCAAGUGUUUCUGAAGAAGGCAGAGAGUGUGAAAUUUUUGAUGAUCCCAGAGCAGAAAAUUACGAUUAUAGUGAAACGUCACAGCUGCUUGCUGAGAAAGCUGAAAAGGAGACUACAAUGAUAGAAGAUGUAACAAGUCCGGAGAUGGAAAGUAUCUCUGAAAGUUCUGAUAAGGGUAGUGAUAAUCUUGAAAAUAAUUCUUCUAAAAUGCCUGGAAGCUCAGGCAUCUGGAAUGAUUCUGGAGAGAGUGACAGUUGCCAGGUCACUUCACUUCCUUUGACGAAUGGAGCACAAGAAGCACCAGGAGAAGUGAAAGAGGGCUUACAUGAAGUGGUUCCUAACCAUACUGAGUUAGUGUCUUUCAAAAAAAGCUCAGAACUGAAUAGGACUCAUGAAAAGUCUUUCAUAGAUGAUUCUAAGAAGUGUCCUUCAUCUGGAUAUGUCAGUGUUCCUGACAUUACAGAUGUGUCUUCGAUGGGAAGUUCGUUUUCACAUGAAAUAGAUUCUGGGAGAAAUGAAAGGUCUGAAGAUUUAGAAUUUGCUAGUAAUCUUUGUGGAGAGACAUGUGUAAUGCUUAAUGACAGUUAUCUCCAAACUGCUUGGAAUUCACAGCCAUGUGAAGUUUUGCAAUCUCCUGGAACAAGUCCUGAGGCAAGUGAAGCCCUUGAAAUGGCAAACACCACAAGUAGCCUUUCAAAGGAUAUACAGAUCAAAAGUUAUUUGGAAGAAGAUAAUGUGUGGAGUGAUUCAGUAAAUGAUUAUGCACACUCAAGUGGAACAAGUCCUGAUUUAAGUGAUGCAUCUGUGAAUGUGUGGGAAGACCUUCCAGUUCCCAGUCUUCACAAAGGAAGUAGGGGUAUGUGGGAUAACAAAAAUCUUGAAGAUGCUUCUAAAAGGAAUGAAUUUGCCAAUGAAUGCAAAGAAGGAUUUGAAACAAGCACUGAGCAGAACAAAAUUCCUAAAAGCUUAGAUUUUUGGAAUGCCCAUGUAGAUGAUGAUACUGUAUCUUCUUUAUCAAGUCCUGAAAUAAAUGAGGAUUCAGAGACUUCAGAGGCAUGUCCAGAAGUGAGUCAUGAAGAUUCCGUAUAUGAAAACAAACAGCACAAAGCAUCUGAAAUUAGAGACGAUUAUGCUCCACCCAGUAGAACAAGUCCUGAAGCAAAUGAAGACAAUACAGAUGCAAAAACUAAGGUGGGAGAGGAGGUUCAGGUAGGCAUCUUCAAUGAAAAUCCUGAAACAAUUAAAACUAGGAAAGUAUUGCAGGAAGACUCGACUCCUGAAUGUUUAGGUCACUGGGAAACACUUCAGAAAGAAGAUCAAGUGAGUAUUUUCAAUGAAAAAACAGGUAGUGGAGAAGACUCGUAUUUGUAUCAAAUGAAUGAAGAUACUACACUGACUUUUGCUGCUUGUGAUAAAGAAGAGUAUUCAAAAGCUGUAGAUAUGCAGAAUAUGUCAUUGGAAACUGAUUUAAGAACUGAUCUGAAACCCACAGUAGGAACAUUUCAUUUUCCAGAUGACUCUUUGGAAUGGUGGAAUUCACAGCCUGGUGAAGAAAAGCGAUUGGAAGACCAGUAUUCCAUUUCAAGUCACUCUGCAACAAAUCAGUUAGUAUAUAGUAAGGACCACUGGGGACCACCUUUACAAGAUGAAGAAGUAGCAGAAUAUUUCGCUAUUGCAAGUAAUGAUGGAAAUCAGCCUCCCCCUCUACACUGUGAUGAAAAAGAAAAUGAAAGUCUGGUACAACCUAUGAAUAUUCCUGAUAGUGAGAUAAAUCAAGAUACUGUACAGUUCAAACAAUUUCAUCCUUUUAUACUGGAUAAAGAAGAAAAGGGCUUGAACGAGAUGUUGUUUAUUACAGGUGAGGAAAACCAGCUGACUCCACAGAAUCCUUUUUCAGAUGAGGAAAGAGGUAUGCCAGAUAUAUCAGUGCAAGAAAUCACUGUACUGGAUCUACCAAAAGACAGUGACGGAGAUGCAAGUUUCAUUCCCCAAGAACAACAAGGGGACACCUAUGAAAAAUCAGAAGUGCACAGCUCCCUGUCAGGUUCUUUCACUGUAGAAGACUUAUCAUAUGAAAUGACAGAGAAGUCCAGUCCAGGGUGGAAUAUAUUAGGUUCCCAAACAGCACUUAUCCCAGAUAUUUUACAGGAUAGCACACAAGAAAGUAAUCAGCUGUUUUCAGUGGAACCUGACCUGUGGACUAAUGCUGAGCAGAUUGUAACUUUGAAAUCUGAUGGUGAAAAUCCAGAUAUAUUAAGUCAUUGUGACCAAGACAAUAGUUCAGAGGCAUCAAGCAGUCCUGAUGUGUGCCAGGAGUAUGAAGCUAAGCAUGCCUCUGUCCCAUCUUCUCAGAUUGGGGUGGAGACAGAAGACAAAGAUAGCCUGCCACUUCACACAUGGUCAGAUGUUAGUAAAGAGGCAGAUUAUGAUUCAAAGUGUCAGUUAGUAAUGCAGAAAAUAGAGACACAGGCUGAAAGUCAUAGCCCCCAGGACAAUGAACAGGGAAAGAUGGAUGAAUCCUAUCAGCCUAUCUCUUCUAAUAUUCAGGAGCUUUCUGAACUUGCAACUUUGAAAGAAUAUGGUCUAGAAAGUAAACUUGUUACUGACCCAACUGAGUCGGCUGAAAUUACCAAUGAAGUUUUAGAAGUGAGGUCCUUAGAUCUGCAUGACGUAUUCCAUGAAAGUUUUACUCCUGCAAGCCAUCGAGGAACACCAACCGAUACAGAUCAAACAGCAACCUCUCAAAUGCAUUUGGUUCCCAUGGAUUUCACUCUACCUGAAAGGGCAGAACAAAGCAUAAAAGAAGCUAGUGCCUUGAGUGAAGUUGGAAAGCAUUCUAAUGUUGACCAUACAGCAAUAACUGGUGAUGAACUGGACAUGUCAGAAGAAUGUGUGGAUGAAUCUGAGACAAGAGUGGACCGUAACAUCAGGAACACAUCAGCGACUGUUGUCAUGGCAAGCACAUGUUCUGGAAUGAACACACUGGCAACAGCAGGCAGUGAAGCAGCAGAAGGGGAACAAAAGGAUAAACAGGUAUUCUUUCCCAAAUCCCUUCUGCCUGGUGGUAAUGAAGGCUGCGAAUCCAAUUCAGAUAAUCAACUGUUUGAUGAUAUAGCAAAAGAAUCUGAAGAUGUAAUUGGAAAUGAUGUUCCUGUGUUUAAGGAAGUGCCCAGUGGCCAGUCACCAGUGGUGUGUACCCCACCAUCCUAUGUAUCUUAUGAUGCUGUGCCCUCUGGCACCAGAGAGUGUGCAGAUGACAGUGCUUCUUUUGAAAAAGCUUUACCACUGCCAACGCCUUCAGAAGGUGCAGAAGGCAUCCCAAUGACCAAAGACACCAACAUUAAAGAUCAGGUGUCUGAAACACCCACAGAGUGCCUUCAGGAAAAUCACACAUCUUCACUCUCCGAGUCUGAAGUAACUCCAGGAGCUUCUGAGAUUUCAAUAGAAAAAUCUGAAGCAGAAACAGCAGAUCUCGACUCACCGCCAGGUGGAGAUAAGAGAUUACCUGAUGAAGCUGGCGCUGACUCCCUGCUUUGUAUGGAGCACAUGCUGAGGAAUUCCUCUGGGAGCCCUAACCUGAAAAGUACAGAGAAUAAGGAAGAGGUGAAGGUGCACCAGGAUCCAACUUCACUGGAGAUGGAUUACAUCCUUGUUACUGAGGAAGAAAGUACGCCUUCAACAAAGGAUAUCCUUGAAAGAAAGAAAAGUAAUUUUGCAUUUCAAGAAGCUAAUGUAGCUGAACAAACAGAAACUCACGAUGGCUUUUCACCAGGUUACUUGGAUACCUUUCAGCCAAUCUCCAUUACAAAUGAAAGGGAAGAUCACUUUGUUUGUGGGACUGAAUGGGACUCUGUUCUCUCAGAAGAGAAAUGGUCUUCUGUUGUGCCUCAAAAACUGGAUGAUGAAAGGAGAUCACAGGAAAGCUGGGAGCAGGAUGAGGGCUGGAUUAUACUGGGACGAAAUGAAGUCAGUGACAUAGUGCCUGAAGAAAUUUUUUGUGAGCCAAAAUCAGAGAUGCCAAAAUCAGGGUCUGAAUACUCUGGUGAAGAGCUGGCAGCUGUUGUAGCACAGGGAUUGAUACUUGACACUCGUGCAGAAUUUCAGGUAGAAAUUCCUCUUCAGAAGUCUUCUGAACAUGAGAGCUGUUCUCCUACGAAUAGCCUGACUACCAAGGACAAGAGUUUGGGCAUUGCAGGAGCACAUACAUUGCAGGUGGUUGGUGGUGAUGGUGAAUGGGAAUCAAAUUCUCAACGGAGACUUGGAAAUAACAUAGCAAUAGAACAAGAAAUGAAGGAGGAAACGGUGCUCCUCAACACUGAAAGAGAGCUGAGUCAAAAAUCAGGGUAA
Molecule: messenger RNA, 6594 nt
Organism: Neopsephotus bourkii (Bourke's parrot)
Lineage: Eukaryota; Metazoa; Chordata; Aves; Psittaciformes; Psittacidae
Product: protein prune homolog 2-like
Exons: 2
Coding region: 1-6594 (2197 amino acids)
Source: RefSeq, a predicted model, not a curated record